This is a messenger RNA of Nothoprocta perdicaria, 3559 nucleotides long. It is a transcript of the gene SENP1, whose product is annotated as SUMO specific peptidase 1. The record is from RefSeq and is a predicted model, not a curated record. Gene Ontology annotation, cellular component: nucleus. Lineage: Eukaryota; Metazoa; Chordata; Aves; Tinamiformes; Tinamidae. Gene Ontology annotation, biological process: protein desumoylation. Bases 1 to 1797 code for a protein of 598 amino acids. The transcript is spliced from 16 exons. Gene Ontology annotation, molecular function: deSUMOylase activity.
AUGGAGGCCGGAGACGCGGCAGCGCUGGCGAAGCGCGGCACCUUGCCGCCCCGCGCCAAGUUCUUACCCAACAAGAUCGGCAGCUUCUCUUGUCCUGCUGGGAACGCGUCGCGCGCCCUCAGUUACAGCCCCGAAAUUCCCUGUCCUGAGCCCUUCCCGACCGCCGGAGAGCCCCGGGCGUUCGGCUCCGGCGCCAACGGGCAGUGGAGGGGGCUGGUUCCCCCGCUGGGUUCGGCGCCGCUCAAGCCUCGAGCGAGCCGAGGCUCCUACCUGGAGUCCCGCAAAAUCCCCAGUGGGGCAUCCAACAGUUUUGUAGGGAAGUCCAACCACCACUGCCAUGCGUCGGCGUUCCCGAUCAAACCUGCGCAGAGCCCCUCCUGGAGCGGCCCGUGCCGUCGUGGUCUGCUUAGCCCCAAGAAAACGCCGAGGCGACCCGUCAGUACGGCUGAAGAGACUGUUCGGGAGGAAGAGCGAGAGAUCUACAGGCAGUUACUUCAGAUGGUGACAGGAAAACAGUUCUCCACGGCCAAACCUUCCUCACUGCUCCCCUUCCGCCUGUCCAGAUGUUCCGAUUCCAGUAAAACCUUCAUGAAAGAAACUCCCGCCCCGAACUCGAGCCUGUUUGAAGCUCACAAUAUUGCACCAGCCAGUUCAGCAGCCAGCACUCUCCGAGCACAGGAGCAGCUAUCUCCUAAACCAUCACUCUACUCAGCGUCUAAUUAUCCCUCAAGCAUCUUCGAGUCUAAUAACGCCCCAACCCAACAUCACCCGGAAAAUCUACCAGCAUCUAGCACACAGUCUGAAGGGUCAGACUCUGUCAUUUUGCUCAAGGUAAAGGACCCCAGAACUCCAGCUCCAAGCCUCCCAUUCUUCCAGGCAGAACUGUGGAUCAAAGAACUGACCAGCGUCUAUGAUUCAAGAGCUCGGGAGAGGUGGCGUCAAAUCGAAGAGCAGAAAGCGCUGGCCUUGCAGCUGCAAAGCCAGCGACUGCAGGAACAGGAGCACUCAGUGCAAGAUCUGGUGGAUUUAAAUCUUCGCGUUCCCCUUGAGAAGGAGAUUCCUGUCACAGUGGUCCCAGAAGAGAAAGAAGAUGCUAAGUCAGCUGAUGGUGAAGAGGAAUUCCCUGAAAUCACUGAGGAAAUGGAGAAAGAAAUAAAGAAUGUAUUCCGAGGUGGGAACCAGGAUGAGGUCCUCAGCGAGGCUUUUCGGUUAACAAUCACUCGGAAAGACAUUCAGACCCUCAAUAACCUGAACUGGCUCAACGAUGAGAUAAUAAAUUUCUACAUGAACUUGCUGAUGGAGCGGAGCAAAGAGAAGGGAUUGCCAACAGUUCAUGCAUUCAAUACCUUCUUCUUCACCAAAUUAAAAACGGCCGGGUACCAAGCAGUGAAACGGUGGACUAAAAAAGUGGAUAUCUUCUCUGUGGACCUUCUCUUGGUGCCUAUUCAUCUGGGAGUGCAUUGGUGCCUAGCAGUUGUAGACUUCAGGAAAAAAAGCAUCACCUAUUAUGACUCCAUGGGUGGAAUAAACAGUGAAGCCUGCAGGAUACUGUUGCAAUACUUAAAACAGGAAAGUCUUGACAAGAAAAGGAAAGAAUUCGACACCAAUGGCUGGUCCUUGCUGAGUAAGAGGAGUCAGGAGAUCCCGCAGCAGAUGAACGGCAGCGACUGUGGCAUGUUUGCCUGCAAAUACGCGGACUGCAUUACCAAAGACAAGCCCAUCAACUUCACACAGCAACACAUGCCCUACUUCCGAAAGCGAAUGGCCUGGGAAAUCCUCCACCGCAAGCUGUUAUGAUGCCGAUGAGAGCGGAUUCCUUGAGAGAUUGUAACAGAAGUGCCCAGAUUUCCCCUGCUCCGUGGCCAGAGCUGCGACGGGCCUGGACCUGCCCGGGGGUUCAGUCAAAGAAACCGCAGAUGAACUCUGUAUGAUUAUUUUUUGAUAAAGCAUCAGUCACGGACCAAUGCGCACCGGAAAUGUUCAGAAGCACACUUGCCUUUUUUGGUUGGGUUGUUUUUUUAUUAUUUCCAAACCUAUUUUUACAAGCCAUUUGAGGUGCUGAGACUCGAGGGGGGCUGCUUUGGACUUUCGAGGAACUUGUUCUGCUUUUCCUCAGCUCUUGCCGGCGCCUCCGAGCUGGCGGCGUGACCCUAUGCAGGGGGAGGGCUGGAUUCCAGGGGCAGGGAAGGCACUUGGGCGGUUCUGAGCGCCGGGAGGGCUCUGCUCCGCGUUACCUCGCGUGAGGGAAGGCUGAAGGUCUCCCGAGGCAAGGAGGCUUUGCCCUUGGGGAUCGCCCUGUUCAUAAAACCAGCAUGUCACAAGUGGCUGCUCCUGGAUUUCCAGCACUUGGGUGGUAGGAAGUGACACGAAGGAGGCAUGUCGUUGACGGAAACAGCCUGGAGAAGCAACUCUCAGGAGCAGCGUUGGCUUUUUGGUGUGUCCUCUGCAGCUGCCCCCUUUUGUAUCUCCCACUCUGUCCUCAAGCCAGCGUUUUUCACCCAGCCCAGGCUCUGUCUGCUGGCACCACCCAGAGCUUGUCACCUACUUGUUGCUUGUGCCCUCGGGGGCACCCGGGGCAGAUGGGGUGUCCUGCAGGUGCAUAAAGCAGGACCCAGGUGACCGGUGCCACUCACUCGUGGCCGUUGGGUGACGUUUCCCCAGAAUCCCUCUCCCACCCCCGAGAUUCAUCUCCAGUUCUUUAGCAUCAGGUGUUUACGCAGUUCAGGUACAAACUUGACUUAUGGUAGCAUAGAGUCAAUGCACCCGUGGAUGCUUUGCACUGCCUGCUUGCUUUUCCCUGCCGAGUGACAACGAGCCAGGUUUUCCGAGUGCUUUUUCUGCCCUCGCUUUACGUCCCAGCCAGACCAGGGAUUCCUGCCCCCGGUGGAGCACAAUGGAUAUAAAUCGCUCCGGGUCAUCCCUCUUCUCCGUGACACUUUGCACAUGUUUCCCCGUGGGGAGGGGGAAGGCUGAUGCAAGGUCAGAGGUUGCCUUGGAGCCAGGCAUCACGUUGGAAUCCCGAAGUGCUUCCAAAGGUAUCCUUAAGUACAUCCCUCCAAGCACCUUCAGUGUCUGUCUCCUGGGAGCCUUGAGGAUUAGGGACGCGGGGCUGAGCCACUCAAAAGUAAAAUGCUCGGAAGCACUUAAACUGCCCCAAGGUGGGAUUUUUUUGGAGGCCGCGGCGGCCUCGAUGCUUUGGAACGUUUUAGUGCGAGCGCCUCCUCCCAGGCUCUCCGGAGUGUAUCCCACCCGCCUUUGCUGUUGCUUUUCCCUGCUUUUAAUUUAUUCUCCAGCAAGGUUUGGGAGGAAGCAGCGAGCGCUGGGACGAGUCCCCCAAGCCGCCGAAGCCGGUUGUUGUCUCCCGUGUACAUAACCUUUUUAAGUAUAAGCAAAGAAUAAAAUAAUGUCCACUUUUGUAUUUUUGGCUCCAGAGAGGGAGUAAUAUUUUAUACAUUUUUCUGUACCUGUAAGCAGUAGUUUUGUACGAGAUUUCUGCCUUGUCCCCUUGCUUCCCACCGGGCUGUGUUCCUCGUAGGCUGGUUUGUAUCCCUUCCUUUCC